This is a messenger RNA of Tribolium madens (black flour beetle), 2519 nucleotides long. RefSeq names its product probable ATP-dependent RNA helicase CG8611. Lineage: Eukaryota; Metazoa; Arthropoda; Insecta; Coleoptera; Tenebrionidae. Gene Ontology annotation, biological process: ribosome biogenesis. The record is from RefSeq and is a predicted model, not a curated record. The transcript has 7 exons. Gene Ontology annotation, molecular function: nucleic acid binding; ATP binding. Gene Ontology annotation, cellular component: nucleus. The coding region runs from base 219 to 2438 and encodes 739 amino acids.
ACGUGCACUAACCUCACUUUUUCUUAAAGUUAAAAUUACUGAAAUUUAUCUCAAAACUGUGUCUAUGUUUCGAUAAACAGUGAAAAUAGUGCGACUUUAGCUAAUGUCAACUGUUAAAAGUGUGAUUAUUGUGUUAUUGGGUAUUUUAACCCCAAUUCCGUUUUAUUUAUUACUAGACUUUUCUGGUGUUUUUUAUUUAUUAAGUGGUUAUUAGCGCAAUGACGUCGUUUGAAUUCACUUGGAAUAAUGGUGCACAAGCUGCAGGAAAGGUAUUUGCGCGUAAAAAAUCAACCCCCAAGCAAAAGCAAACUGGUGCAACAACAGCCCCCACUAAAUUCGCCCCUAAGAAGGCUCCGGAAGCAGGAAUUGCGAGAAAUAAAUCAUUUGAGUUGAUUGAAAAGCAACAAGAGAAAAUUUCAAGUAAUACUGGAUCAGAACAGUACGUUAAAAGGAAACAGAAAAAAGAUAAAUUAGCUGCAAAAGCAGGUGAUGGAAAUCAGCAGAUUAGUAGAGAAACUAGUGAGAAAAGUGCAAGUACGUCGCAUUCGUUAUUUGCUGUGAAACACAAGGAUAUUUACGUAAAUACGAAUAUUAGGGGAAAAUCAGUAGUUGAAAAAGUGUUCAGUGGUGAAAAAAAGUUCACUGAUUUACAAAUACAUAAGUAUUUAGUGGCCAAUUUGCAAAAACAUUCGUUUGUGAAUUUAACAAAUGUGCAAGAGAAAUCUAUUCCGGAGAUUUUGUCGGGAAAAAAUGUUUUGAUUCGUUCCCAAACUGGUUCUGGGAAAACUUUGGCUUACGCUUUGCCAAUAAUGGAUGCUCUUCUAAGCAUCGAUCCUCGUUUACAAAGACAAGAUGGAGUCCAAGUCAUUAUAGUCGUACCAACGAGAGAAUUAGCUUUACAAACUCAUGAAAUAUUUGGUAAAAUUAACACCUUUCAAUGGCUCGUAAUAGGCCAUCUUUGCGGUGGCGAAAACCGAAAAACUGAAAAAGACAGAUUACGUAAAGGAGUACACGUUGUUAUCGGUACUCCGGGUCGACUACUUGACCAUAUUUUACACACUUCAGCUUUUAAAAUUGACAAUGUUAAAUGUUUAGUUCUUGACGAAGCAGAUCGUCUCUUAGACAUGGGAUUUAAGAAAGAUAUAGUGAAGAUAGUAGAAGAGUUAGAUCGGACGAGAGAACACUCCGAUUAUGAUCCUAUGGCUAUGCUUUUACACAAAAAAACACAAGAAAUCAAGACCGAAUCGGACGAAUCUUUGCCACCUUUGCGAAGUCGAAAUAGCAAAAACCGCCAAACAAUACUUCUCUCAGCUACUCUCAACAAAGGCAUAGCCGAAUUAGCAGACUUCCUUAUGAAAAACCACACUUAUAUUGACACUCUUGACGACUCACCCAACAUAAAUCCCGACCAUAUGGUCAUUCCAAACACCGUUACUCAGGAAUUUAUUAUGACUCAUAUCAAACACAGACUUUUUACUUUAUCGGCUUUGCUUUUGGCGAAAGCCAAACAUAAGGUGUUUGUGUUUAUGGCCACGAGUCAGAUGGUGGACUAUCAUUACGAAUUGUUUAUGAAAUAUUUGGCAAAGAUGCCGAAAAAUCGAGGAAAACUGAAAAUUGGAAAUGUGACACUGUUGGAAAAUGAAAAUUUUGAGGAUAGUGAUGAGGAGGAACAGUGUGUGCUCGAUACUGAAUUUUUUAAGUUGCAUGGAUCUAUGGAUCAGGGUAUUAGGAAGAAGGUUUUUACGGAGUUUAAGGCGGCCAAAAGGGGGAUUUUGCUAAGCACAGAUGUAGCGGCUCGUGGCGUUGACGUUCCCGAAGCAGACUGCAUUAUCCAAUACACAGGUCCGCAAUCAGACGACGACUAUCUUCACAGAGUUGGAAGAACAGGUAGGGCUGGAAAAUCCGGAUCUUCGUUGAUUUUCCUCACUCAUGAAGAACAAGAAUACAUUGCCAGGUUGCAAGAUCACAAAGUAUUUUUGAAAGAACGCGACUCUUCUGAAUUUCUCAAACACCUGUGCAUCCUGAUGGAAGAACCUGAGGAGGAGAAAGCCGCAACGGCCCUUCAACGUCGCUUCGAAACGGCGUUAUCGAAAGACAAGGACUUGCACCGUCUUGCUUGUUUCGCCUACUCGUCCUGGUCCCGCUUCUACAACACCUUCCCCGGCAAGAUGCGUUCCAUUUUCAAUUUCAAAACAAUUAAUUUAGGUCACUAUGUAACAAGUUUCGGCCUUAAAGAAACUCCCAGCAGCGUCGCAAAGAUCAUCAAAGGUCAAGUGGCAACGGUCCAACCACGAAGACUCAACAAAAAACUGGCCACCCAUGGGGAUGAAGAAGAGGUGAAGCCGCAGAAGAGGAAAAUCAAGUCAGUGAGUUUGACCACGUCGGAGUUUGCGAGCGGGUUGGAACCUAAAAAGAAGAAGAAUAAAAGAAAAACAUAAUGUACUUUCAAUUUAAUAAUUUAUAAUUUUGAAAAUUAGCAAAACAACAUCAUUUAUUAAAAUUAUUAAAAUUUUAUUUUC